CGGCCUCCUGCACGCUGUCUGCCAGCCGCAGAGCUCCGAGAGCCCCACGGCUCGCUCUCACAGGGGCCCCCGCCGCUUCUCCCGCGCCCGGGCAUUCAUCCUGCCAGAGAGGAGGCGCCCUCUCUUAUCUUAAGUGCUCCCGAGAUGGCGCUGGGAGGGGUCCCAGAUGCGGGCAGCGCGAGGAGGAGGAGAGAGUGGGACUUCCCGACCGAUCACCCGGUCCAGGCGAAGCAAUAACAGCAGCAAUAAUUGCAUCCGACGGCUGAGCGUCAAUUACGGCUUUACAAAGUGCUUUCAUCCACAGUAAUCACCACUCUGUUUACAAAAUUUUCACCGGCCCCCGAGGGAGGUGUCAUUAUCUCCAUUUUACACGGGGGAAAUUAAGGCCCUGGGGGGCUGAAGGAUUCGUCCGCAGAAGCAGGCCUCCAGGUUCCAAAUGGGGAUCCCAGAAAAAGCCCUCAUCGCUUCCACGCACGCUCCAGGCGCGAGGAAGCCAGGGCGACCGGAGAGGAAGGAGGGACCGGGGAGGAAGGCGGUAGGAUCCGCAGGUCGGCGGCGAGGGUGGCACCCGGCCUGGAGUAGCCCCGCCUCCGGGUCAACCCGCGAUUCAUUCCGAGAGCUGAUUGGACCAGCCCAGAGCAUGUUCCAGAUCCCAGAGUUUGAGCCCAGUGAGCAGGAAGACUCCAGCUCCGCAGAAGGGGGCCUGGGCCCCAGCCCCGCAGGGGACCGGCCAGGCCCCUACAAGAAUCAACCACCAGGCUGCGGCUUGGCUCCAGGCCUCCCCAGGGACACGGGUCACCAGCAGCGGCAGGCAACCAGCAGCAGCAACCAUGGAGGCGCUGGGGCUACGGAGACCCGGAGUCGCCACAGCUCGUACCCCGCAGAUACCGAUUUGGAUGAAGGGAUGGAAGAGGAGCCCAGCCCCUUCCGCGGCCGCUCGCGCUCGGCGCCCCCCAAUCUCUGGGCUGCACAGCGCUACGGCCGCGAGCUCCGGAGGAUGAGCGACGAAUUCGAGGGCUCCUUUAAGGGACUUCCUCGCCCGAGGAGCGCGGGCACAGCGUCGCAGAUGCGGCAAAGCUCCAGCUGGACACGCUUCAUCCAGUCCUGGUGGGAUCGGAACUUGGGGAGGCGAGGCUCCGCCCCCUCCCAGUGACCGUCCCCACAUCCCGAACUCCACCGGUUCCUGUCGCCGUUGGCGACCAUCUUGGGUGUGGGCGGAAGUCUCCGCAGGCCUGUGCAGASGGGACCCUUCUGUCCCUCAGCUGGGAGGCGCGUGGGAGCGCAGAGGGUAGGUCCACGCAAGUUUUGAAGGUUUUCCGCCCACGGCUGGCCGCCCCGCCAGCGCUGGGCAGCCCCGCCCAAGCUGCAAGCCGGGAUUUAACCCUAAUUUCUUCGCCAAGGCCCUCCGCCGGGAAGCUGUGGGCCCAGCGACCUACAUGCUAAUAAAAGUCACACC
Messenger RNA from Urocitellus parryii (Arctic ground squirrel), 1456 nucleotides. RefSeq names its product BCL2 associated agonist of cell death (gene Bad). Gene Ontology annotation, cellular component: mitochondrion; cytosol. Gene Ontology annotation, biological process: cellular response to hypoxia; release of cytochrome c from mitochondria; regulation of mitochondrial membrane permeability. Gene Ontology annotation, molecular function: cysteine-type endopeptidase activator activity involved in apoptotic process; protein kinase binding; protein phosphatase binding. Lineage: Eukaryota; Metazoa; Chordata; Mammalia; Rodentia; Sciuridae. The record is from RefSeq and is a predicted model, not a curated record.